Messenger RNA from Melampsora larici-populina 98AG31, 444 nucleotides. RefSeq lists its product as uncharacterized. Gene Ontology annotation, molecular function: DNA binding. NCBI's taxonomy places the organism in Eukaryota, Fungi, Basidiomycota, Pucciniomycetes, Pucciniales, Melampsoraceae. Bases 1 to 444 code for a protein of 147 amino acids. Gene Ontology annotation, biological process: DNA integration; DNA recombination. The transcript has 2 exons. The record is from RefSeq and is a predicted model, not a curated record.
AUGACAGGUGAUAAGCAAGACUCUUCAGAAGUCAUACGACGCUCAGACGUAGAAUUCACUAAAGGAGGUGGCAUAGAACAAAGCUUCAUAUCGCUGAGAGGAGCGAAAACAGCAAAGGCAGGAGAAACGCAAACCUUACAACUUAUACGCCUGAAUCACGUGCUAUGCCCAAUAGCAGCUUUGGAAAGAAGACUGGCUCAAACAACCGGGAACGACGACCCCCUCUUUAGCUUUACAGAGAAUGGUUUGAGACAUGUCCUACAGAAACAAACCAUCAUCACGGCAUGCCAAAAUAUAUGGAAUGCAGGAGGCGAGAAAGGUCUGACGGGCCACUCCUUCAGAGUCGGAGGAGCUUCACUACGUUUUGCGCUAGGCAUCCCAAUCCCGGAAAUUUGUGAAAUUGGGAGAUGGAAAGCUAUCAGAGACAAGAAACUUGCUAAAUGA